AGAGGGAGGAAGAGGGAAGGGAGGCCUCCUCCCUUCUCGUUCCUUCGUGUGUCGCGACCCCCGGCGACUGGACACACUGCGCCUUAUCCAGUUCUACCCGGAGCCGAGGCCACCGCGAGUGUGUUACUUUCGAGACGGGUUGAGUUCGAGUCCUUCGUUGCGCGAUUCCUAACCCACCGCUUCACUCCUACACGAAAAAAUGGCGUCAGGAGUAACCGUGGCGGACGUCUGCAAGACGACGUACGAAGAAAUAAAGAAGGACAAAAAGCACCGAUACGUGAUCUUUUACAUCAAAGAUGAAAAACAGAUCGACGUGGAAGUCAUUGGACCUCGUGAUGCGGCCUACGAUGCUUUCCUCGAAGACUUGCAGAAAGGUGGAAGCGGCGAAUGUCGUUAUGGUUUAUUCGACUUUGAAUAUACCCACCAGUGUCAGGGUACUUCUGAAGCUUCCAAAAAACAGAAACUCUUCUUGAUGUCGUGGUGUCCCGACACGGCCAAAGUUAAGAAGAAGAUGUUGUACUCGAGUUCGUUCGACGCUUUGAAGAAGUCUUUAGUAGGUGUGCAAAAGUAUAUACAGGCGACAGACCUUUCGGAGGCUUCUGAAGAAGCUGUCGAAGAGAAGCUUCGAGCUACCGAUAGGAAUUAGGAAUAAUGAUUCCUAAAGU
This is a messenger RNA of Vespa velutina, 665 nucleotides long. RefSeq names its product cofilin/actin-depolymerizing factor homolog (gene tsr). Gene Ontology annotation, molecular function: actin filament binding. NCBI's taxonomy places the organism in Eukaryota, Metazoa, Arthropoda, Insecta, Hymenoptera, Vespidae. Bases 200 to 646 code for a protein of 148 amino acids. Gene Ontology annotation, cellular component: actin cortical patch; actin cytoskeleton; cytoplasm. The record is from RefSeq and is a predicted model, not a curated record. Gene Ontology annotation, biological process: actin filament severing; cell motility; actin filament fragmentation. The transcript is spliced from 3 exons.